Messenger RNA from Lotus japonicus, 1070 nucleotides. Its product is annotated as ras-related protein RABH1b. NCBI's taxonomy places the organism in Eukaryota, Viridiplantae, Streptophyta, Magnoliopsida, Fabales, Fabaceae. Gene Ontology annotation, molecular function: GTPase activity; GTP binding. The record is from RefSeq and is a predicted model, not a curated record. Bases 171 to 791 code for a protein of 206 amino acids. The transcript is spliced from 6 exons.
AAGGGAAAUUGAGAGAAGUGAGUUGGAUUUGAUUUGAUACAUACAAUAACAAUACAGUGAAGAAACAACGAAGUAAGAAUCAAAUCAAAUCAAAUCAAAUCUGGGGUUGCUGGCUCGUUCUCUCUGUUGUCUCUAGCAAUUUGCAAUCCUUCAUCGAAUUUUGAUUUGAAAUGGCGCCAGUGUCAGCUCUUGCCAAGUACAAGCUGGUGUUCUUGGGCGAUCAAUCCGUCGGCAAAACCAGCAUCAUCACUCGCUUCAUGUACGACAAAUUCGACAACACCUAUCAGGCUACUAUAGGUAUUGAUUUUCUGUCAAAAACUAUGUAUCUUGAAGAUCGAACAGUUCGGCUGCAGUUGUGGGAUACUGCUGGACAGGAAAGAUUCAGAAGUCUUAUUCCAAGUUACAUUAGGGACUCAUCUGUUGCUGUCAUCGUUUAUGAUAUUGCAAGCCGUCAGACUUUCCUAAACACAUCAAAAUGGAUUGAAGAAGUCCGCAGUGAGAGAGGCAGCGAUGUAAUUAUUGUUCUCGUUGGGAACAAGACUGACCUUGUGGAGAAGAGGCAAGUCUCUACAGAGGAAGCAGAAGCGAAGGCGCGGGAGCUCAAUGUUAUGUUUAUUGAAGCUAGUGCCAAAGCUGGCUUUAAUAUAAAGGCCCUCUUUCGAAAAAUUGCUGCUGCAUUACCUGGAAUGGAAACCUUAUCAACCACAAAACAAGAAGAUAUGGUCGAUGUGAACCUCAGGUCUUCUGGUAGCAAUGAAUCUAAUCCUCAGUCCGGUGGAUGCGCUUGCUGAACAUGCUUUGUCUUAAAGUUUUGUAGCUUUCUGCUUCAUGCUAUUAUUUGUUUUGUGAUAUGUUUGCGUCAGAUCUGUAAAGGUUCUUUAGUAUUUCAGACUUCAACAGUAUUCUUGAGAAAAAUUAGAGAAAACAAGUGGAGAGUUAGCAGUGAAAGAACUAAUUCAAUCCAGCAUGUUGGAUAGUUGGCUAUUUGUUAUUGUUUAGUAUUAUUAAAAGGUAAACAUCGACAUUGACUCAUUUAUUUCAUCAUAGCUGUGAAAAGCUUGCUGGGAACA